GUUUCUGGGAAUUUUCGAAUUUUUUUUGGUGGAGUACUUCGAAAAAUUUCUCUUCGGUGCCGCAAAGGAAACUAAUGACACACAGCAGGAUGGUGAGUCAAUAACAGGUACCACAUCUACCUCUAACGGGAUUUCCUCUACAUGUAGUGUAUCCGAAUUUCACCUGUACGUAACAGUGUUCAGGAGGCGGAGCAGCAGAAAAUUUUUUUGUACAAAUUUCUUCCUACAACAUCAUCCUCAGGAGGCUCUCCUGGCGAAUGUUCGAGCUUUUUUACUUGGGAGGCUAUUCAGAUAGGAGGAGACCAUCAUGGCGGAUUCUCGGGUACGAGUGCAAAAGAAAAUCAAAAGGUCUGCACAGGAGCAUCAAAAUCUAAGUUGGUC
Messenger RNA from Amoebophrya sp. A25, 381 nucleotides. Lineage: Eukaryota; Dinophyceae; Syndiniales; Amoebophryaceae. The record is from the annotation of a GenBank genome assembly.